AUGUCUAUGUCUAACAGUCCCCCCGGCAAUGGCGCCAGUCGCCCUACAUGGCAAGACCAGCUGUCCGGUAAGCCAUUGGCACAAGUUUCCGGGCACAGAAGCCAAGAGGAAGGGGAAGAGAGAGGGCUGACCUGUGAAGAACACUGCAGGCGCACUAAAUUAGCCCCCCCUGUCUUCAACAUUGUCUCCGAUCGGCGAGGAGGUCGUACUGCCUGGUCAAGCACCGUGACCGUCCAAGGCCAGAAUAUCGCCGCCCGUUACUGGUACGAUGGCCAGUAUAUCAAUAAUGCCAAAGAAGAUGCCGCCGAGGUCGCUCUGAAAAUCCUCAACCAACAACCGCGUGCCUCCACCGUCUAUGUUGGCCAGAUGUAUCCUCAAUCAUCCUCACCUGGCUAUAGCCGGGGGACCGGGCUCUGA
This is a messenger RNA of Penicillium chermesinum, 417 nucleotides long. RefSeq lists its product as uncharacterized. Bases 1 to 417 code for a protein of 138 amino acids. Lineage: Eukaryota; Fungi; Ascomycota; Eurotiomycetes; Eurotiales; Aspergillaceae. The record is from RefSeq and is a predicted model, not a curated record. The transcript is spliced from 2 exons.